AUGGAUGACCCUCUUAAUCUGUUGUUUGUUUGGGCAUGGGAGCGAAUUCCGUGUAUUGCGCCCGUACCGAGACAUACCCUUCUACCGGCUGAGAUACCAGUUGCCAUGAGGUGGAGUCAUUCAGAACGGACCACAGUGUGGUUAUCGAAGACCGUAGCGAGAUUUAGGCAUGAUAUAGACUACAUGGAAGAAUUUAAGUGGCGGCCGUAUGACGGAUUGAUCAUACCCGACGAGUUACACGGACAUCUUGAGGUGUGUGACAUCGUUACUCCAUUAUUGUCGUUUGAGUGUAUCAAAUGGCACCCUAUGGACCAAGUGAUGCAUCAGUUUGGGUAUGCACAACCUCCCCCGCGAGAAGCAAGGAAAAUUCCCAUGGACCAGCAUUGCAUCGCUCUUCGCGGAGUGUAG
Molecule: messenger RNA, 408 nt
Organism: Arachis stenosperma
Lineage: Eukaryota; Viridiplantae; Streptophyta; Magnoliopsida; Fabales; Fabaceae
Product: serine/threonine-protein phosphatase 7 long form homolog
Exons: 3
Coding region: 1-408 (135 amino acids)
Source: RefSeq, a predicted model, not a curated record